Molecule: messenger RNA, 1011 nt
Organism: Tripterygium wilfordii
Lineage: Eukaryota; Viridiplantae; Streptophyta; Magnoliopsida; Celastrales; Celastraceae
Exons: 1
Coding region: 1-1011 (336 amino acids)
Source: RefSeq, a predicted model, not a curated record
AUGGCGUGUGAGGGAAAAUUGGGAAACUGUAAUUUCUUUCAAGAAGAAGAGGACGAGGAGGAGGCAUUAUCACUCUCUGAUCUGCCGAUCAAUUUGAACAAGGAAGAGAGAAACAACAAAUCAGACGUUGAUGAAGAAUCUCAACCGUUGAUCAAAUGCGAAGAGGAUUUUGAUUUUCGUUCAUGGAGUAGAGAAUCAGAAAUGUGCGCAGCUGACGACGUCUUCUUUCAAGGCCAAAUUCUCCCUCUGCGUCACUCAAUCAGUUCAGAGAAUGGUCUAACCAAGUUCAACCCAGAGACCCUGAAAACGAGCCAUUGGGUUUCCAGGUCCGAGUCCAUGGACCAUUAUGGUUCAUUAGGUGGGUUCAGUAGCAGAAGCAGUAGUACCAAGAGCCACUACUCAUCAAGCAGCACCAGCUCUACCAGCACCACCACAGCAAGAAAUCCAAAACCCAGAAUCCGAAACCAAUUCCACACACACCCGAGCCCCAAACCCCAAAUCAGAGUCUCCACUACUCCUCUGCCCACUAAUCUCACUCGAAGAUCCACAAUCUGGGAAUUUUUCAGAGUGGGUUUGGUCCGCACACCAGGAAUCGAAUUUCAAGAUCUUAAGGCUCGCAGUUCCAUUAGUCGUAAUAGCAGUAGUGACAGGAGUAAUACGGGUCACAGUGAACAGAGUACGAAUAUGGAGAAACAGGGGAAGCAGAGAAAACAUAUGUUCUUUGAUAGAGAGAGAUUGUUAGGAGGGUGCAGUUGUUCAGUUGGCAGUGCCGUAAAACCAGUUCCCCAGAAAAUUGUUGUCAUCAGAAGUAAUUUUGAAGACAGUAAUCACAAUAUUAAAGGGAGUGCAAGAGAAUCCAAAGAGCAUAUAGAGAAGCAGUUGCAGGAGCUGAAGAAGAAGAAGAAAUUAAUGAUGGAAAAGCAGCAAGGAAAGCAGAACGAGUCACGUCAUCAUCGAACGUUUGAAUGGAUAAAGCAACUUUCACAUGGAUCUGGACAUCCCGACUCGUGA